Molecule: messenger RNA, 3282 nt
Organism: Giardia duodenalis
Lineage: Eukaryota; Fornicata; Diplomonadida; Hexamitidae
Exons: 1
Coding region: 1-3282 (1093 amino acids)
Molecular function (GO): protein binding
Source: RefSeq, a predicted model, not a curated record
AUGAUUUCAGAGCAAAAAAUAAAAGCUCAUAUGGUCCCGUUUAACUCCAAUGCAACAACCAAGUCUCAGCACCGCCCAGACGUGCCACCACUUGGAAAGCAGCUUCUUGAUCCAAGGCGUAGACCUGCACCGCGCAUGAAAGAGGUUUUUAGUAUCGGGACACACGAUCUCGACAUCCAAUCUCAGGAACGUGCACAUACUUCAUCUUCGCAAAUAAGUAACGCCUCCCAGAAAAGUACACUAGGUCUGGAGAAGUCGUCCAAGAAGUGCAGCUCUUCAACAGUCAAGCAAAUGCAAGCCCCGAAUACUAUCACACCUCAGUCUAUAUUUGACAGCCUCGCCCUCUCCAAACAACUGGGAAACGUGGCUUCAUCUGCAGACGAUCUUAGAGUCAAGAAAAAGGAAGUUUUGAAGAACUAUCUGCGUGUCCAAACACACUUAAACGUUGCUAAGGGAAAUUACGGGGCCGUCUCUGGCUUUCCUGACAUGCGGACACUCAUGCCAAAUCUUGUCGAGGUGGAUGCUAGCGAUAAUAGGCUCGGGAUUCAUCACUUUAUAAAGUUCAAUUGUACCAUUCUUCGAUUAUCCUCAAACCUUGUCACAGAUGAUGUGAUAGAACGGAGCCUCGAACUUCACGGCCUCCUCAGCCAAACGCCAGAGAAGCUGGAAAAAGCACACCUUUUCAGAACCCUCCGGGUGCUAGAUCUGUCCAACAAUCUUAUCGAGAACUUCUAUACGUUAUGUGCUCUAUUGUCUAAGUUCCCCUUGCUUCAAACGGUUAUUCUUUCCAACAAUUCUCUUCAGGUUCCCACAACCAAUGUCGAGGAAGCACGGCUCACAGUGGACGAAUAUCUAAAGCUAGAGCGUCCAGUACGUAAUAUACCGCCCUAUACAAAUAAUGGAUACAUUUUUCCUCUUCUAGGGGUCACAGACCAAUUUGUUCCUUCAGGACAUGCUAACAUACCUGUUGUUACUAGUACCACGACCCUGGUAAUGGACGGAAUUCCUAUAAAUUCGAGUUUCUUCUCUGCAAUUGCCAAGGCGUUUCCUAAUCUUGAGAGACUCUCUGUUCGGGGAUGCAACGUGCACCACUCAUUCCUCAGUUCUCUCUUGGAACUUUCAACUAUAGUUGAGCUUGAUUUGUCCGAUAACCCUGGCAUAGGUUGUGUAGACCACCUAAGGUCGUAUGCUUUGCAUGCACCAAGUAAGAAUCUUAGCAUUAUUCGAGCACACAAUAGUAUUGGCACCGUUUCUACCAAAGAGGGUCCGGUCCAUUUUCUCUGGUUAGAUUUCGACGGGAAUCUUAUCAGCGAGUCACGCAAUCCUUAUUUUCAGCCGGAAACCACAUUUAGAACCAUCGAGAUUUCCCUGUUUCAGAGUUCCGGCAUUAGACACGCACUCCGCUCUGGUGAAUCGGCUCCCAUCAAGAUUGAUACGUCGCUUCCUAAGAUCCCAGGUGUAUCAAAGCUUCGCUGUGAUUCUGCCUCUGGCGUCACCGAUGUCGCCUCUUCGUUGCGACAGCUCACCAACGACCUAGAAGGCUUAGAAUACACUGAUUUGGAUAAGUUUAAUCAGAAGACGACAAUUACUGAAUCUGUGCUAGACACUAUUAACACUGCAAUGGAGAAGCUCAAGCUUGUGUCGGACGAAGCUGAUCAAUCUUCUUCCGUGUCUUUUGGCGCUGAUUUUAAGUCUACGGGGACAGGUCCAGCAUCAAAGUCCGUUAUUUCAGCAGCAAAGCCGCUUUCCUCCUACUUGAUAACGACAGCCGACACAAUGCAUAUCCCCGGCUCUGCAAAGACCAACUCUCAGCAGAGUCGUAGCUCACAUGGCUCUAUCUCAACGGGCAGGGAUAGUGGGCUGAGCAAUAAAACUCGAGCCUCUAGAGCAAGCAAGUCCUCCCUCUCAAUUGCUGCCAUACUGGGAGGGAUUGGAGCACCGGCUGCUAGUAUCGUAGCUGCGCCAACCUUGGGCCUUUCUGCACCGUCAGCCAGCAGCGAUAUUACGGGAGACCCCACUAGACUCGGCCUUACCCCGGUGCCUUUCUCGGCCGUUCCUAAUGGAACCCAGAAGUUUUCUAAGAGCCCAUUGCCGAAUACGAAGUCUCCCCCAAGGUCACCGCUUUACAAACGGCCAGAUAGCACCCGCCGCAAUUUAGUCUUAGGCACCGGGCAGACAGCAGUGGACGAGUAUCUUGUGGCAGCUAGAGAGAAAUAUGCAGACAACAGUAUCAUCAUGAGGGCUCUUGCGUCGGUCAAGUCGCCAGUCGGUACUCAAUCACAUACCUAUCCCAUGCUGUAUGGAAAGAGGGCUUCUUCGAUUACGGCAGGAAAUAUUUCAGACAACCUCAGCUCCGACUCAACUUUUGCGCAGGAUAACAUGCAUACCCCUAAACGUAGCACAGUACCAAAGCCAAGUAUAGAUAUACACAGCGGGGAGGAGUCUCCUCUAAUGGUAUACAAGCUUCAUUUGCAGAGCGAAGACCGCGGGACCUUUGAUGCCUCGUUCCCCGCUCCAUACUCAAUCCACGAUAAAGCCAUUUCAAAAGGAGGUGUGGUGCAAGACAUGGACCUGACCGAUGAGACGCUAGCUGCAGAGCUCGUCACCAGCUUUGUUCGUACAUCAAUUUGUGGAGUGCUCAACAAGAGUGCGCCUGCCAGUCUUUACCCUCAGCGCCUUUCGCUGAUUGAUGAUGUUAGUGAUAUCAGCGACCCCAGUGAUACAGAGCCAUUUGAUGGGGCAAUCAAGAGCGCCCAGAUAGUGGAGCAUGAAAGGUUUGUUGCGGCACACAGUAUCCAAUCGGCUAAUGAUGGGAAGCGUGUCGAUAUUCUACGUGCACAGUCUGCGCCUCCGCGAUAUGCAACGGACGUCUUUGUUGCCGAGCCGGAGAACUCCAAGGAGGGCGUUCCGUUUCCAGGCCCGUCUUUCACUGGUGCUAACACAUUCCUCACCGGGACAGACUACAUACAGGAGAUUUCUGAUAUCGAGGAGGAGCACCCUGCGAACACCGCCUAUCAGCCCGGCCUCUUCGACGACACGCUCCUGACGAGGCGCAUCCGCGAGGGGAUCGAGAUGAUCACGGGGCCGGUCGAUGUUGUGGGGAUCCUCCAGAGCGAUAGCCCCCAAGAGCAGGACAUCCUCUCGUUUCUGCCGCGGGGGCGCCGCUCCUCGUUGCGCGACAUCUACACGGCGCUCCGGACGGUCCUCGAAAACCCGAUCACGACGUAUGCGGCGAUCACAGACGAGGAGAUCCUGGCGAGCCUCCUCCGGCAGGUAAACUAG